CACCCUACAGCAGUUCAUACUGUGUGGUUCGCAGGAAGCAUAUAUUGGCUUUUUUUUUUUUUUCGAGUUCCCAGCUCACAGUUGGGGAGACCCUAACGCGAGCCUUCAAUUGAAGCGAGACCCAAGGACAGUGAGAAGCUGGGUCCUAAUCUGGAGUCCUGCCAGCCUGACAUGGAAAUGGAAGCGAACGACCAUUUUAACUUUACUGGCCUUCCCCCUGCACCAGCUGCCUCAGGACUGAAACCCUCUCCUUCAUCAGGGGAGGGCCUCUACACUAACGGGUCUCCCAUGAACUUCCCCCAGCAAGGGAAAAGUUUGAAUGGGGAUGUGAAUGUUAAUGGCUUAUCUACUGUAUCUCACACUACUACUUCAGGGAUUUUGAACUCUGCUCCCCACUCCUCCAGCACCUCACACCUCCAGCACCCUAAUGUGGCCUACGACUGUCUUUGGAACUACUCACAGUACCCACCUGCCAAUCCCGGCAACAACCUCAAGGACCCACCCCUUCUUGCUCAGUUCCCUGGGGGACAAUACCCGCUCAACGGUAUCCUUGGGGGCAGCCGACAACCUUCAUCCCCAAGUCACAACACUAAUCUUCGAGCUGGGAGUCAAGAGUUCUGGGCCAAUGGUACCCAGAGUCCCAUGGGGCUUAACUUCGAUUCACAGGAGCUGUAUGAUUCCUUUCCUGACCAGAAUUUUGAGGUGAUGCCCAAUGGACCUCCAAGUUUUUUCACCUCCCCACAGACUUCUCCAAUGUUGGGAUCUAGUAUCCAGACCUUUGCACCUUCCCAGGAUGUAGGCAAUGGGAUCCAUUCUGAUGAGGCAGCAGAAAAGGAGCUGACUUCAGUUGUGGAGGAAAAUGGCACUGGCUUGGUAGGCAGCCUGGAACUGGAGGAAGAGCAGCCAGAAUUAAAGAUGUGUGGCUACAAUGGUUCUGUCUCCUCUGUGGAGUCUUUACACCAAGAAGUCUCUGUCCUGGUUCCUGAUCCCACGGUGAGCUGUUUAGAUGAUCCUUCGCAUCUUCCUGAUCAACUGGAAGACACUCCAAUCCUCAGUGAAGAUUCCCUUGAGCCCUUUGACUCUCUGGCACCAGAGCCAGUGAGUGGAGGACUUUAUGGAAUAGAUGACACAGCAUUGAUGGGUGCAGAAGACAAGCUGCCUCUGGAGGACAGCCCUGUGAUCUCUGCUCUCGACUGCCCUUCUCUCAGUAAUGCUGCUGCCUUCAGUCUCCUCGCAGAUGACAGCCAAACGGCAGCCUCUCUCUUUGUCAGCCCCACCUCUCCACCUGUCUUAGGGGAGUCUGUCUUACAAGAUAACAGCUUUGACCUGAAUAAUGGCAGUGACUCUGAACAGGAAGAAAUGGGGCCUGAGUCUUCAGACUUCCCACAUCCCCUGACUGCGCCAGCCCCUGACCAACCACCUACUGUUGAGCUACAUCCCACAGCCUCCCCAGCAGCCUCCUUGACAGCAUCUCCAGGUGCCUCUCCGGCAGCCUCCUCACUUGUUCCUCCUACAAUCUUCCCAGCAGUGUCUCCAGCUCCUUCCCCUGCCCUCCCAGCCGCCUCUCUAGAAGCCUCUUUGACAGCUCCAGUGACCUCCCCUCAAGCUUGCCCUGCUCCUUCUCCAGCACCCGCCUUCCAGACAGUUUCCCAAGCAAGUGAAGACAGCAGUAGCAUUCCAGAAGCUUCUGCUGGUUUAGAAGAGACUACUGGAGGAGCUGUCACAGUUUCUGGUAGUGGUGAUGUGCUGAAGAGACGCAUUGCUACCCCAGAAGAAGUUCGUCUUCCCCUCCAACAUGGGUGGCGGAGAGAAGUACGCAUCAAGAAGGGCUGCCAUCGGUGGCAGGGGGAGACUUGGUAUUAUGGCCCCUGUGGGAAGAGAAUGAAGCAGUUUCCGGAAGUUAUUAAGUACCUGAGCCGAAAUGUGGUACACAGUGUCCGCCGUGAGCACUUCAGCUUCAGUCCCCGCAUGCCUGUUGGAGAUUUCUUUGAAGAAAGAGACACACCAGAGGGCUUGCAGUGGGUCCAGUUAUCUGCAGAGGAGAUUCCUUCCAGAAUUCAAGCAAUUACUGGCAAACGAGGCCGACCUCGAAAUAAUGAGAAGGCCAAGAACAAGGAAGUUCCCAAAGUGAAGCGGGGCCGAGGUCGACCACCGAAGGUCAAAAUUCCUGAGCUAUUGAAUAAAACAGACAACCGACUUCCAAAGAAACUAGAAGCCCAAGAACCACUGAAUGAGGAGGAUAAAGCAAAGAUGAGUAAAAGCAAAAAGAAGGUGAGGCAGAAGGUGCAGCGGGGAGAGAGUCAGACUGCUGUCCAAGGGCAGGCCAGAAACAAGAGGAAACAAGAUACCAAGAACUUAAAGCAGAAGGACACUAAGAAGAAACUCAAGGCUGAGAAAGAAAAGAUGAAGACAAAGCAGGAAAGAUUGAAGGACAAAGUAAAGAGGGAGAAGAAAGAAAAGGUGAAAGUGAAGGUAAAGGAAGAGGUGGCCAAAGCCAAACCAGUGUGUAAAGCAGAGAAGACCCUUGCCGCACAGAGGCGUCAGGAGGAACGGCAGAGGCAACAAGUUAUCUUGGAGGAGAUGAAGAAGCCCACGGAGGAUAUGUGUCUGGCUGAUCACCAGCCCCUGCCUGACUUCACACGCAUCCCUGGUUUGACAUUGUCCAGUAGGGCUUUUUCAGACUGCUUGACCAUCAUGGAGUUCCUGCACAGUUUUGGCAAAGUGUUAGGCUUUGACCUUACCAAAGAUGUUCCUAGUCUGGGAGUCCUGCAGGAGGGUCUCUUGUGUCAAGGUGACAGCCUGGGCAAAGUGCAAGACCUGCUGGUGCGGCUGCUGAAGGCUGCACUUCAUGACCCUGGUCUGCCCUCCCACUGCCAGUCCCUAAAGAUCUUGGGGGAGAAGGUGUCCGAGAUUCCACUGACCAGAGACAAUGUGUCUGAGAUACUACGCUGCUUCCUCAUGGCAUAUAGAGUGGAGCCAGCCUUCUGUGACAGUCUGCGCACCCAGCCUUUUCAGGCCCAGCCACCCCAACAGAAGGCUGCUGUCCUAGCCUUCCUUGUACAUGAGCUCAAUGGCUCCACCAUCAUUAUCAAUGAGAUUGAUAAGACACUGGAGAAUAUGUCUAGCUACAGGAAAAACAAAUGGAUUGUUGAAGGCCGACUCCGGAGACUGAAAACUGCUCUGGCCAAACGAACUGGGCGGCCUGAGGUUAUGAUGGAACGGCCAGAAGAAGGCCUGGGACGAAGGCGCAGUUCUCGAAUCAUGGAAGAAACCAGUGGCAUAGAAGAGGAGGAAGAGGAGGAAACUAUAAUCCAUGGCCGCAGAGCUCGAAGAGAUGGAGAGAUUGACAUUGCAACAUCCAGCAUUCCAGAGUUAGAGCGCCAGAUAGAAAAACUCAGUAAGCGUCAACUCUUCUUUAGAAAAAAGCUGCUUCACUCAUCCCAGAUGCUUCGAGCAGUCUCUUUGGGUCAGGACCGCUAUAGACGCCACUACUGGGUGUUGCCCUGUCUGGCUGGUAUCUUUGUAGAAGGAUCAGAGGAGAACAUAGUUACUGAAGAUGGAAUAAAGCAGGAAGCUGAGUACUUGACGGAAGCAGUCACUUCGACACCCUGUUCUGCCCCAGUCUCUGUAAAGAGAGAGUUGACUGGCUCCAACCCCUCUGCUUCUCCUGCCCGCGCGCGAGGCCGACCUCGAAAAUCUAAGCCUGGGUCUAUGCAGCCUAGGCACCCUAAAUCCGUUAUUGGAGAACAUGAUUCAGAACAAUCCCAGACUCAAGUUCAGCCAGAAUUUCAGCCCCAUCCUCAGUCCCAGCCCCCACAAAAUAAUGGGUUCCUAGAGCCAGAAGGCUCCCCUCUGUCUCUCUGUCAGAGCCAGCAUGACCUUAGCCAGUCUGCCUUCCUGUCUUGGCUGAGCCAGACUCAGAGCCACAAUUCUCUAUUGAGCAGCUCAGUCCUCACGCCUGAUAGCAGCCCGGGGAAAUUAGACUCCGGUCCAUCCCAGUCCUUGGAGGAACCCGAGCCUGAGGAGGCAGAAUCCUGCCCUGCUCCUCAAGGACCCUGGUUUAACUUCUCAGCCCAGAUACCCUGUGAUGCUGCCCCUACACCACCCCCUGCACUUUCUGAAGACCAGCCUACUCCUUCUCUCCAUCUGCCUGCCGCCUCUAAGCCAAUGAUUACUUCUGGUGCUGCCAAUCCUUGUUCUCCAGGGCAGUUCUCUUCCACCCACUUGCCUGGAAGGGGCACUAAGAGGCCAUCAGGAGACUCUGAAGAAAUGCCACAGAGUCCCACAGGGCUGGGACAACCAAAACGAAGAGGGAGACCUCCUAGCAAGUUCUUCAAGCAGGUGGAGCAGCGUUACUUAAGCCAGCUGACAGCCCAGCCUAUCCCCCCUGAGAUGUGCUCUGGCUGGUGGUGGAUCCGAGAUCCUGAGACACUGGACGUCAUGCUCAAGGCACUACAUCCUCGAGGCAUCAGGGAGAAGGCGCUACACAAACAUCUUAGCAAGCAUAAGGACUUCUUGCAGGAAGUUUGCUUACAGCCCUUAACUGAUCCCAUCUUUGAACCUUGUCAGCUGCCUGCCUUGGAAGAAGGAAUUAUGAGCUGGUCCCCCAAAGAGAAGACUUACGAGACAGACCUGACUGUGCUUCAGUGGGUAGAGGAGCUAGAGCAGCGUGUUGUCCUGUCUGAUCUGCAGAUUCGGGGCUGGACAUGCCCUAGCCCAGAUUCUAUCCGAGAAGACUUGGCCUACUGCGAGCAUCUCCCUGACAGUCAGGAGGACAUACCCUGGAGAGGACGGGGCAGGGAAGGGGCAGUACCUCAGCGGCAAAACACCAACCCCCUGGACCUUGCUGUGAUGCGAUUGGCUGCUCUGGAACAGAAUGUAGAGCGGCGUUACUUGCGGGAGCCCCUCUGGGCAGCCCAUGAGGUGGUAGUGGAGAAGGCCCUGCUGAGCACACCCAACGGCGCCCCAGAUGGCAGCACUACUGAGAUAUCAUACGAGAUUACCCCUCGUGUUCGUGUCUGGCGGCAGACACUUGAAAGAUGCCGUAGUGCAGCCCAGGUGUGCUUGUGCAUGGGCCAGCUGGAACGCUCCAUCGCAUGGGAGAAGUCUGUCAACAAAGUGACCUGCCUAGUCUGCCGGAAGGGUGACAAUGAUGAGUUCCUCCUGCUUUGUGAUGGAUGUGACCGUGGCUGCCACAUUUAUUGUCAUCGACCCAAAAUGGAGGCUGUCCCAGAAGGAGACUGGUUCUGUGCUGUCUGUUUGGCACAGCAGGUAGAGGAAGAAUUCUCUCAGAGGCCUGGUUUUCCAAAACGAGGCCAGAAGCGGAAAAGUAGUUUCCCACUGAACUUACCAGAGGGUGACAGUCGCCGACGCCGGAUGCUGUCGAGAAGCCGAGAAAGCCCAGCAAUGUCUCGGUGCCCAGAAGAUGGACUGUCUCCCUCCAAGAGACGGAGGCUUUCAAUGAGAAGCCACCACAGCGAUCUCACAUUUUGCGAGAUCAUCCUGAUGGAGAUGGAGUCCCAUGACUCAGCCUGGCCUUUCCUGGAGCCUGUGAACCCUCGGUUGGUGAGUGGGUACCGGCGCAUCAUCAAGAACCCUAUGGAUUUUUCCACCAUGCGAGAACGGCUGCUCCGAGGAGGGUAUACUAGUUCAGAGGAGUUUGCAGCUGAUGCUCUUCUGGUUUUUGACAACUGCCAGACCUUCAACGAGGAUGACUCUGAAGUGGGCAAGGCUGGGCACAUCAUGCGCCGCUUCUUCGAGAGCCGCUGGGAGGAAUUUUAUCAGGGAAAACAGGCCAAUCUGUGAGGCAAGGAAGGUGGUGUGUUUUCCAACCUUCCUAACAAGAACCUGCCAUUCUCACCUGCUGAUGGCUGCCCUGGGUGGACUAAUCAGACAUUGCUGAUGUUUGCCUCUGCCCUUGGCAGCACCACACCCUCUUGUCCCUAAUCUGCUUUUCUCCCUUCCUCCUAUUGCUCCUCAAAUAAGAGAUGUAGAGAUGAGGUCCUUCUGGACGGAAAGCCAAAAAAGCAAAAGAAUUUUUCCUGGUUUUUUUCCUUGAUUAAAAUGGAGAGGGGUAAAGAAGUCCCUUCCUCUUCCCGGCUUUUUCCCCUCCCUGUACAUGCCCCAGCAUCCUGGGGCUAUUUAACAAUAGCAAUAGUUCUAGUGAAUGUGUGAAACCGAGAAACACUCUGUACUGUGUGCGGACCCGCAGUGACGGCCAGUAAAGUGGACUUAACUCCCAAGUGUGUCGAGCCGGACACCGGGCCCUGAACAUGCUGCUUCCAUGUUCAGUCCCUUCCCUGCUUCUUGCUCUCUCUCACGUUUUCUUUUCUUCCCCUUCUCCUUAUUUUUACAAUUCUUGUCCCACCCAAUAAUGUAAAACUAUCGUGUACGGGUUCUUCUUUCCCCUUUGCCCUUACGUAGAAAACAAAGUUCAGUGCUCCCUGUCUCUGUGCUCAUCUUCCUGCCAAUAGGUAACCCUCUAAAAUGUUGGAUCCUCCUCAUGUGCUGAGUUUCUAGCCUUUUCUGAAACUCUGUGACUGGGGAGAGGGCAGGCGGGCAGGUGGGUGCCCUGGGCCUUCCAGCCUCCUUCCCCGCUUCCCAAACCUCCCUCUUGGGAACUCCUCAGGGACAACUACUGCUGAGUCUGAGUGCUGCUCCGAGAUGGAGGCCCUCAGAGAGAGGGGGAGAGGUGUGCGUGUGUGUGUGUGUGUGUGUGUGUGUUGUUUGUGUGUGUAUGUGCGCACAUGUGUGCGUGCCUGCCCUUGCACACAGAUGAGAGCUGUGAUUGUGACCUUGUUUUGUGUAAUGGGACCCAUUUGUGUUUCCUCGACUAUGUUUUAUUCCCACCUUUGCCGUUCCAUACCAUCACUUUUUGUCUUUGGGAAAACACAGGAACUGUUUCUCUGGGGACAAGGCUGUCCUCGUGGUUAUUUCUGUUCCAGCCUCUUCAAACUGUGCAAUCUUUAGCAGGAACCCCCUCUCCUCUCAGUAGCUUUGAGUCUUGAGAGUUUCUGGGAGAGGGGUAGAACUGGAUCUUUCCUAAACCAUGAGUAUCUGGGUUUAGUUGUGUUUUCCUUCCUUGCAUCUACUUCAUAUCCCCAGCAGCGGCUCCUGGAGCACAGGAUGGGUAGAGAGGAGAGAUUCUGGUUCUGCCACUGCCCUGUGUAUGACCAAGCCCAGGUUAAGCCCCCAACACAUGAGAGGAAAGCUGCUAACUCCGAGCUAUAGCCAUGGGCCUCUGGCCCCCUGCUUUCCUGCUCAGCAGAGCCCCUCCCAUCAGAAAUUACGGGUACUUGCACUGGGGAGGUGGCUGCUAGCUGGCCUAAGCAGAGAGCUGAGGCAUCCAAGCAAUGUUCCAUUGGUGGGGGCGAGGGUGCCAGGUGAGGUGGAGUGCUCCUUAUACUCCAGCAGUACUGGGGGGCAGGGCAGUGCAGGUUCCUGGGCAGCCCUUACUCCUUUUCACCCUGCCCUCACUCCACUCCCUAUUGCCUAUUUCUAAAGUCGCCUUUUCUGUCGAAAAACCUCAAAACUUAACUUUAUUUGAGAAUUUUUUUUUUUGCUUUUAAAUAAGAGGUGGAUUGAAGAAUAUUUGAAUUGACUUUAUAUUAUGCAUAAAUAUUUAUAUUUUAUCUAAAUAACUGCGCCGUAACAAACUUUGUGUCAGUCAGAUGUUUGGAACUGUUAUAACUGGGGAUAACUUCCCCCAUAGCAAGUUUCCCUUGGCAUAAAAUGUACUGGAGUUGUUCAUUGUUGGAGGUGGAAGGGAGAGUGUGGCCUUCGUUGUCUGCUCCUCUCCAGUUCCAGCUCUUUCCUAGGGACCAGGCACUCAUAAGGCGGGGUGGAGGUCCUAGACUUGAUCUGAAGAAGUGGGGUAGGGCAUGAUCAAAGGGGCCAUCCUCACUUUUCCUUUCUCAUCUUCAAUGCCCCUUGAACUAGGUGGAUUUUCUCUUAUUGACAGAGUAUUUGGUAGGGAAAGCAGGUUAAAAAUAAAACAACCCACCCCUGCCCUUUGUGUCCCCUCCCCUAUCUGGUAACAGCAAGAAACCAUCAACACCAACAAGUUUCCAUGUUCCUUUUACAACAAAAGGGACUGACUUUUUAUAUAACCAAAUGUGGUGUUUUAGUGACUUUUUGAUAAUGUACAGUUUUUUGUGAAUUUAAAUUUAUUUCUUUCUAUAUUUUUAGGACCAAUCUCAUUUUUAAUAAGGUUUAAAAAAGGAAAAAAAGUGUAGAGAAUAAAAAAACCUCGUUUUUGCCAUGUGAUGUUCCACAGGUGCGGCUGUAGAAAAGUGCUUGUCAUUGAAUAAAACCACAUUUGAUAGCAA
Molecule: messenger RNA, 8327 nt
Organism: Myodes glareolus (Bank vole)
Lineage: Eukaryota; Metazoa; Chordata; Mammalia; Rodentia; Cricetidae
Source: RefSeq, a predicted model, not a curated record